AUAGUUUCCUACAGUUACUGACAUGAGAAAAAGCCCCAUUUUGUUGAAAUAAGAUAAAAAUCUUUUUGCGUUUUUACUUUUUUAUUCAUUAAUUGUAGUUGUAACUUUGUUUCCUGUGUUGUUUCUUUUAUAAUAAAAUAGAAUAUAUUCUAAUAGAUCAAAUUUCUCUUUUUAUAAAAUUAUUACAAUAUGGAAAAUCACAUCAGACCACCACAACCUUUAAGUAAUAAUUCGCCCAAGACCUGGCUUCUUUGGAAAGAAGAAUUUCUUAUCUUCAUGAAAUUGCUUGGGCAUAUGUCUCGUCCAGAAUACUAUAAGGCAAAUCUUUUCAAAAAUUUUAUAGGACCAGUAGGUUUAGAAAUAAUAUCAAAGAUAUCAUUUAACCACCCAAAUGAUAAAGAUAAUUUGGAUAUAAUAAUAAAAAAAAUAGAUGAAUAUCAUAAUCCUCCACGAAAGGAAAUAGAAAGACGAUAUCAAUUUUUUAAUAGCUCUAUGAAAAGCAAUGAAACAAUAGAAAAUUAUAUCCAAAGUUUAAAGGAGAAAGCAAAAGAAUGUAAAUUUGAUAAUUUGGAAGAAAGUUUAAUAAUAGAUGUUGUCGUUCUUCAUGCUAAGGAUAAAGUAUUACGCAAAAAAUAUUUGCAAGAAGAUAAUCUUAAUUGUGAAAAAAUUAUAGAAAUUUAUAAAAAUCAUAGAAUUGCAACAUUAGAAAGUAAUUCUACUACAAAUUCUACAGCUUUACCUAAACAAAAAAAUAAACCAAUUCCAGUUUCUAAAGAAACAGAAUCUUCUAAUGUUUCACAAAAGAAAUCUUGUUGGAGAUGUAAAAGUACACAUGAAAUAAGACAAUGUCCAGCUUGGAAUUACAAGUGUAAAAAUUGUGGUGAACUGCAUCAUUUUGAAAUAUCUUGUCGAAAUGUUGCAUCAAGCCAGAAUAAACCAUGCUAUAAAAAUAUGAAUAAUCUUAAUAAAAAUGGAAAACCAGGGAACCAUAAUAAAACAUUAAACAAUCUGUUAAAAUAAUAUUCUAUAUCUUUAUAAGAUAAAGUAUUUCAAUAUGCAAUAAUCUUUAUAACAAAUUUUGCAAUUAUAUAAUUAUUUUUAAAUAUAUAUGGUAUUUUAAUAUAAGUAUUUUAUAUAAUGUUUUAAUACAUAGAAUGUAUUAUUGUUUUAUUAUUUUAUGUAACAGAUAAAUAUAUAAUGAAAAUAAUUUUAAGAUA
Messenger RNA from Vespula vulgaris, 1217 nucleotides. RefSeq lists its product as uncharacterized. The coding region runs from base 190 to 1020 and encodes 276 amino acids. Lineage: Eukaryota; Metazoa; Arthropoda; Insecta; Hymenoptera; Vespidae. The record is from RefSeq and is a predicted model, not a curated record. The transcript has 4 exons.